This is a messenger RNA of Populus nigra (black poplar), 1799 nucleotides long. Its product is annotated as protein DECREASED SIZE EXCLUSION LIMIT 1. The record is from RefSeq and is a predicted model, not a curated record. The transcript has 14 exons. NCBI's taxonomy places the organism in Eukaryota, Viridiplantae, Streptophyta, Magnoliopsida, Malpighiales, Salicaceae. Gene Ontology annotation, molecular function: protein binding. The coding region runs from base 196 to 1359 and encodes 387 amino acids.
CCGAACACAAAAGCAAGCCCCAAAAUAAACCAAAACAAAAAAAUCUCAAAAUAUUUCAACCACGCCAGAAAUUGAAGUGGCAGCGACGGCCAGAAACAACGCCGGAAACAACCACGGUGACUGCGAGGCGGCUUCUCGAACAACGAAUAAUAAUCUCUACCAUUGCUACACCAUACAGUAUACAAUAAUCAAAGAAUGAGCAAAAGGCCAGCACCUGAUCCAGCUGCAGUCCUUAGAGGCCAUCGCGCCUCUGUUAUGGACGCUUCUUUCCAUCCUUCCAAACCUUUGCUUUUCACCGGUUCUACAGACGGAGAGUUACGGAUUUGGGAUACUGUACAGCAUCGAACUGUAUCAUCUUCUCGGGUGCAUAGUGCGGCUCAUGGGAUAAUAUCUGUGGCUGCGAGUCCUUUGAUUGGUGACAACAAAGUUAUCAGCCAGGGUAGGGAUGGAACUGUAAAGUGCUGGGAUAUUGACAAUGGUGGUUUGUCGAGGGAACCUUCACUAACUAUCAAAACAAACGCUUACCAUUUUUGCAAGCUCUCUUUAGUGAAGAAGCCUAAUUCUAGUUUGAGGCAAGGUGAAGGGCCAAAUUAUAAACAUGAGAAGGAUGGUACAGAAACUGUUGAUACCAAUUCUCUGGGUGAUAAAGGAAUAAAUUAUGAAGAAGAUCCAGUUGAGUGCUCCAACCCCCUUGAAGAUUUGCAUGCUGAUGGAUCAAAGUACAUUGCUGUGGCAGGGGAGCAGUCUUCCGAGGUUGAGAUAUGGGAUCUGAAUACUGCAGAAAGGCUUGCACGAUUACCUCAAAGCUGCAUUGGUGGUUCAUCUAAUAUUUCUACUAACAAAAGAGGAAUGUGCAUGGCAGUUCAAGCAUUUCUACCAUCAGAAUCACAGGGAUUUCUGUAUAUCUUGGUUGGUUAUGAGGAUGGUUCCAUGCUUUUGUGGGAUAUGCGAAAUCCAGGGGCUUUUGUAAAUUCUGUUAAGUUCCAUACAGAGCCAGUUCUAAGCCUAUGCGUCGAUGGGUUGUGCAGUGGGGGCAUUUCAGGAGCUGCUGAUGACAAAAUUGCCCUAUAUAGUUUGGAUGUUUCUGUGGGUUCUUGUGUGAUGAAGAAAGAGAUUAGCUUGGAACGACCUGGUGUAUCAGGCACCUCAAUUCGACCAGAUAGCAAAAUUGCUGCCACUGCUGGUUGGGACCACAGAGUCAGGAUAUAUAACUAUCGCAAAGGAAAUGCUUUGGCUAUACUGAAGUAUCACCAUGCUACGUGCAAUGCAGUUACAUAUUCAACCGAUUGCAAGUUAAUGGCUUCUGCUUCAGAAGACACAACAAUUGCAUUGUGGGAACUGUAUCCUCCCCAAACUUGAGACGACAUGGUAUUUAUGUAUGCUAAUCCAACAUGGACCCAUAGUUACAAGUUUUCUCAAGCAGGGAGAUGAAGAAUCAAUUGCCUGUUGCAUGUCUCCAUCUAUGGCGGUUAUAGAGAAUUGUACGGUAAACAAGCAUUUGAAGUUCUUAUGGGCUGAAAACAACUUAAUUUGGCACUAUCUCCAUUGUGGAAUGCUGUUGCUAUAUACUUUUAGGAUGUCAAAAUAUGUUAAAGCGGCAUUAAUAGCAUUCCUAGGUGAAAACCCCGAGAUCAUGAGUUUUUUGUCCGUCACCAAAUACAUAGUUCGAUCUCAUAUCAGAAGACCUAAUGGAUUUCCUAUUGAUUCCAGUAAAGGACACUGGGUGGUGUUAACUUGCCCCUUGCAAAGAAUAAAAGCAACGUUCUCAUCACAAUCUUAAUAUAUUCACUGUUUUUUCA